This is a messenger RNA of Haplochromis burtoni (Burton's mouthbrooder), 3155 nucleotides long. RefSeq names its product pantothenate kinase 1a (gene pank1a). The record is from RefSeq and is a predicted model, not a curated record. Lineage: Eukaryota; Metazoa; Chordata; Actinopteri; Cichliformes; Cichlidae. Gene Ontology annotation, molecular function: pantothenate kinase activity; ATP binding. Gene Ontology annotation, cellular component: nucleus; cytosol. Bases 648 to 2033 code for a protein of 461 amino acids. The transcript is spliced from 8 exons. Gene Ontology annotation, biological process: coenzyme A biosynthetic process.
CGCAUCACGCGUGGAGAGGACUACGGGGAAUGAGGAUGACGGCCAACGGCGACGCUUAUAAAUAAAGCGCCCACCGCUGCACGGAGUGGUACUGUAGACUUUAGUGAAGAGUAAGCCAGCAGGGAGCGGCCGCAGUUCAUUGUUGCAUCGAAGGCGACGGGGAAUGAGUCCAUUCUUGCAUGUCUCUGUGUUAAAGCGAAGAAUUGCGGUGCAUCUCCUGCAAAAAGCAGAGGAAACCGGUUAGAGGAGGUGAACAGGUUCAGGCCUUGACUGGAGGAGCUGAUGUGACGUAGCAGUCCACCGACACACACGCGCGCGCCGGCUGCUGCUGCCUGCCAGGAUCUCAGUUUAGGGAAAUGACCGCGAGUGACCUCAAGGGAAACACUGUAUUUUAGCGGCUGUUCGCAGUUUUGUUUUUACGGACAUUAUAGUAAAAUAUACGACACAAUUUAGCCACAUACUUUAGAUUAAAAUACGUUAUAUUUAGACGCUAGCUGGUCGCUAGACUGCCUCAUUACGUUGGAAGACGGGCUAGUAUUAGCUGGCUAAGCUAAAGUAGCCGGGAUAGACACUGCUAGCGGCUGGGGCUCCUACGUUUUGUUUCCCUCACAGAUGCUAAGCUACGUUCGGCUAGGGUAGCUGCUGCCAUGGAUAAAGCCAAGUCAAUGGUGGAUAAGAAAGGAGCUUCGGGACCCUUUCAUGUUAACAAUGGGCAGAGCCAGAAGGUUUUUCACAGUCAUGUCAUGGUGGCCACUAACGGCAGCUGUUGCAGCAGCAGCAGCAGCAAUGCAUUCGGCUCAAGCACCGUACCCAGCGGCAGCGGCACUUUUGAAAACAUGCAUCAUCUGCACCGCGGGGAUGAUGCAGAGUGCAACGGGUCCCCGGCCAAGAGGUGCAGACUACGGAGGAGGACCGAGUCGGUGAGAAAACACAGACCCCCCUUCCCCUGGUUUGGUAUGGACAUUGGUGGGACUUUGGUCAAGUUGGUGUACUUUGAGCCAGUCGAUAUAACUGCAGAGGAAGAACAGGAGGAAGUGGAAAACCUCAAGUCAAUCCGCCGCUACCUCACCUCAAACGUUGCCUAUGGUAAAACAGGUGUCCGUGACGUUCACCUGGAGCUGAGGAAUCUGACCAUGUGCGGCAGGACAGGAAACCUGCACUUCAUUCGCUUCCCAACACAGGCCAUGCCCCGCUUUAUUCAGAUGGGACGGGAUAAGAACUUCUCUAGCUUGCACACAACACUCUGUGCCACUGGAGGCGGGGCUUACAAGUUUGAGAAUGAGUUCAGAAUGAUGGCUGACCUGGAGCUGCUUAAGCUGGAUGAGCUAGACUGCUUGAUUCGUGGUCUGCUGUUUGUCGAUCGGGUAGGCUUCAACGGACACCCUGAGUGCUACUACUUCCAGAACCCAUCAGAUACCCAGAGCUGUGUGAAGAAGCCCUGCACUUUGGACAACCCCUUUCCUAUGUUGCUGGUCAACAUUGGCUCAGGAGUCUCCAUACUGGCUGUGUACUCAGAGAACAACUACAAACGGGUGACUGGUACCAGUCUGGGAGGUGGUACAUUCCUGGGGCUUUGCUGUCUGCUCACUGGCUGCGAGACGUUUGAGGAGGCUUUGGAAAUGGCUAGCAAAGGUGACUCUACAAAUGUGGACAAACUGGUGAAAGAUAUCUAUGGGGGAGACUACGAGCGAUUUGGUCUACAGGGCUCUGCUGUAGCAUCCAGUUUUGGUCACAUGAUGAGCAAAGAGAAGCGAGACAGCAUCAGUAAGGAAGACCUGGCCAGAGCCACUCUGGUCACCAUCACUAAUAACAUAGGAUCCAUAGCACGCAUGUGUGCAGUCAACGAGAAAAUUGAGCGUGUGGUGUUUGUUGGGAACUUCCUCCGUAUCAACACAGUGUCCACCAAGCUGCUAGCUUAUGCCAUGGACUACUGGUCCAAAGGCCAACUAAGAGCUCUCUUCCUUGAACACGAGGGUUACUUUGGAGCUGUGGGAGCACUGAUGGAGCUGCUCAAGACAACAGAGGACCCCUGAAGGAAAUUCUGUCAGGACAACAUCAACUCUUGACAAGACGAUGUCACCUGCCCUUGAAGGCCGUGAUGUCUUAAUGCUGUGACAUCAUCAACUUUUGAAGCUGCUGAAAGGUCCCAUUCGUCGAGGCCACAAAAGGAACACUAAGAGAGAACACAGAAACUGAUAAAAGCCAUUUUUAAUAAUUUAACACCUGUAAAUAACAAUGACCUCUAAUAUUCAUCUCUUAAAUUUCCCAUCAUCCCCCUAUCAUAGACGUUUAAUAUUGUAAUCUUUUAUUUAUGGUUUCCGUUAAUGGGGUCUGCUGAUUCGUGUAAUCAGCCCUAUGUCAGGAAGCAGAGACAAAAAGUAUUUUGGUGUAUUUUGUUAUUGUGUUUGUGUGAAUAGCUACUGUAGCAUUACAUCCUGGGGACAGUAGUGCGCCGGGAAACAAUUUGUGCAACAGUUCUUUAAAAUGGGAUACCUUUGCAGAAGAGUUAACUGCUGAAUGAGGGAUUUGUACCACCAGCAACUCAAGGAAACAUCACCUUUGGGCAGCUGUGGUUGCCGGUUUGUUGCACAAAAAGUAGCCCAUUGCUCUACUGUUUCUGCAGAGUGCACUGAAGCCAAAACCUGUUGAGAUUCAUACUUUACCUGCCUCCUUCAGCUCCAAUGGGAAGCAAAAAAACAAACAAACAAAAAACGGUCUUUAUUUUGCUCUACUGCAUAUGGCCUUUGCUUUUUGUUUGUCUCUCCUUUGUCUGCCUAUAUGUAAGCAAAACUAGCACCACCAGAUUGCCAUGCAUGCAUACUCAACCUGCUGAGUUUAGUGUUAGGUGACGGGACCAAGACGUUGUCUUCCAACAGAUUGCAGUGCAUCAUUGAUUUCUGUUCUGUUCUGUUCUGUUCUGAUUGGCAUCGCCAGAACUACUGUUAAGGACCCAGUCUGACUCGGCUGCUUGUGUUUUUGAUGUAUGAAAUACUUGAUCUGAUCUUUAUAUUUAUUUCUGUUUUUCUUUAACUUCCCUGUUUUCUGUCAGUGUCAGGAAGAUGGAAGCUUCAUUCAUCCUUUUCUGGCUUUUCUGCCACGCUGAUGCCUUGUUUGGGGAUUUGUAGUGUGAGUUUAAUAAAUGUUCAGACUCAGAA